AAUCUAAUUAGAACAUUCCAAAAGCUUCACGUACCUAUACCAAAUUCUUCCAGAACACACCAUGACCGAAAAAUAGUUAAUGACAGUUAACAAAGAUAGAACAAAUAUGCCUCUUCUUCAUCACAGAAUUCCUCUUCCCUUCUUCCCCAACUCUACCAGAAGACUAAUUCCAAUCCACUCAAUGUCCACUUCAUCAUCACAAACAACUCAUCACCAAUCAGACCACCAUUACAAUCAACAACAACAACAAGACGAUGAAGAAGAAAAACAAGCUUCAUUAACCCAAGUCUUGAAAUACCACAAAGAAACAAAGCAUUCAUUCACCAAUUACUCUCGUGGUCCUCGUGGUCUUGAUUGGGCAAAUCAACCCAACCCUUUUCGCCGUUAUGUUUCUUCUCCACUUAUCCCUCUAUUACACCCUUCAUAUUCUGAUGAACCAUCAUCUCCUCUUUACUCAUCACUUUUCAAGAAUCUCCCUUUUCCAAAACCCAUUUCGAUAUCCACAAUUUCUCAGCUUUUUUACGAUUCUUUAGCUUUAUCAGCUUGGAAAUCGACUGGGUUUUCAACUUGGUCCCUUCGUGUUAACCCUAGUAGUGGGAAUCUUCAUCCAACUGAAGCGUAUAUUAUUUGUCCACCUGUUGAAUCAGUGUGUGAUAAAAGUUUUGUGGCUCAUUAUGCUCCAAAAGAGCAUUCUUUGGAAGUUAGAGCUCAAUUCCCAUCUGGGUUUUUCACGAAAUUCUUCCCUGAAGAUUCUUUUCUUAUUGGGCUAUCGUCGAUUUUUUGGAGGGAAGCUUGGAAGUAUGGUGAAAGGGCAUUUAGGUAUUGUAAUCAUGAUGUAGGUCAUGCUAUUGCUGCUGUUUCAAUGGCAGCAGCAGGGCUUGGAUGGGAUGUGAAAGUUCUUGAUGGGUUAGGUUAUGAGGAGUUAGAGAAGUUAACGGGCGUUGAAAAUUAUCCUAAGUUUAAAAUCCCAUCUCGGCCUAUAAAAGGGACAAUGCUUGAGAUUGAGUUUGAACAUCCUGAUUGUGUUCUUUUGGUUUGUCCUAGUGGUUUGAAUGAAUUUAAAGUGGAUUAUAAGGAGUUGAGCUGUGCUAUUUCGGAGUUUUCGGGCUUGGAUUGGAAGGGUAAGCCUAAUGUGCUUAGUAAAGAGCAUAUUUGUUGGGAUAUUAUAUAUAGAACAGCUGAAGCAUCAAAAAAGCCAUUAACAAUGUGUAAUUUAACGGUAGUUGAUCCAUUUCAGAGUAGUGGAACAAUUAGUGAAAGUUCUUAUAAGGAUUUAAGUUUAAGGGAAGUGGUUAGAAAGCGGAGGAGUGCAGUUGAUAUGGAUGGUUAUACCGUAAUGUCCAAAGAAACAUUUUAUCAGAUAUUGUUGCAUUGUAUGCCUUCUGGUUCGCGUGAUGGAGAGAAACAUGUCAGGCAACUGGCAUUGCCAUUUAGGUCACUUGCUUGGGAUAGUGAAGUCCAUGCUGCCAUGUUUGUUCAUAGAGUUGUUGGCUUGCCAAAAGGAUUAUAUUGUUUGGUGAGAAAUGAGAACCAUCUGGAUGAUCUUAAGAAAGCUACUAGAGUUGAGUUCAAAUGGGUGAAACCAGAUGGUUGUCCUGAAGAUCUUCCUCUGUAUGAGUUGGCAAAAGGCGACUGCAGGGAGCUUUCAAAGCGAUUGUCGUGCCAUCAGGACAUUGCUGGUGAUGGCUGCUUCAGCUUGGGUAUGAUUGCACAUUUUGAGCCCACUUUGCGCAAUAAAGGCUCCUGGAUGUAUCCACGGUUAUUUUGGGAGACGGGAGUGCUAGGCCAAGUUUUGUAUCUUGAAUCGCAUGCAGUUGGCAUCUCUGCUACUGGAAUUGGCUGUUUCUUUGACGAUCCUGUACAUGAAGUUCUUGGGCUGAAAGGAUCAAAGUUUCAGAGCCUCUAUCAUUUUACAGUUGGAGGUCCAGUUGUUGACAAGAGGAUAAUGAGUUUGCCCGCAUACCCAGGCCCAAGCUAUGAUGCAUGAUCUGAAGAAUGGUGAAGGUUGUACGACUCAUUAUGUCCAAUUUCACAUACGCUAUUACACGCCGAUUUCCCAUAAACUGGGUUGCAAGAAGGCUUACUGCUCAUAUUUCUUCAGGGAAAAAGGGAGAACAUAAAAAUCACUAAAAACUGAAAGAUAGAAAAAAUGUAUGUCUUGACAUAUUACAUUAUAUAGUUUAGGAACAACAGCUGAAUCUAUGUCCAUAAUGUUAUUUAGUUAUGCUUAUGCCAAUCCCAUCAUUGUACAAAACCAACAUUUUCCUCCUCUCUUUCAAUCGUUGCAGCAUAUCUUCCGAAGUCUGUAUGUUGGCUCUGUAGAUAUUAGUUGUGAGGUGAAAGAUUGAUGGGUGUACAUUUGCUUUCUGUUUUCGAUUCAUAGAUUUAGUGAACAUGUUCAGGCUACUGAUACAAAAUUGUAGUUUCAUAUAUUCAGUCAUUAUCGUUGAUAGUUCAUUAUUUUUUCGCA
Messenger RNA from Capsicum annuum, 2470 nucleotides. RefSeq lists its product as uncharacterized. NCBI's taxonomy places the organism in Eukaryota, Viridiplantae, Streptophyta, Magnoliopsida, Solanales, Solanaceae. The coding region runs from base 80 to 1987 and encodes 635 amino acids. The record is from RefSeq and is a predicted model, not a curated record. Gene Ontology annotation, molecular function: oxidoreductase activity. The transcript has 3 exons.